AUGCUCACCACGACAGCCCCGACGCUGCUUCGCCCGGGCCUGGCUGCGGCCUCGCGGACGGGCAGCAGCCUGCACAGACCUGCUGUGGCCGCUACAGCAUCGGCCAACACGUCGGCCAACACGUCGGCCAACACGUCGGCCAAGACCUCGGCCAAGACCUCGGCGGCGUUCCUUGUGCGGCGGCCGACGAACAUUGCACUGCAGAGCCGCACGAUCGUGUCCUCGGCUCGCGUUGCCCUGCCGUUGAAGCGCAAGCUCGCCUCUCCUCCGUCUGCCGCUGUCCGGCGAACGGCACCCAACACUCCUUCGUCGUCCUCCUCCUUCUCCUCCUCGUCCUCCGCCUCCUUCUCGUCAUCUACAGCAAUGCACCGCCCGCCACCACCGACGGGUGCCACGCGCAACCGGGAUGCGGCCGCCGAUGCUCAGGCUGCUGCUCGCAUCGCUGCGGCCACCGCCGACGCCCAUGCGUCUCCAAAGGACCUGCCGCCGCUCGACUGGAACACCUUCUUUGCACUGCGCAAGACCCGCCGGCGCAUCCAGCUGGCCUUUAGCGUGGCCGGCGGCCUGACGGGCGGCCUGGCCGGCGGCCUGUUCCUGGGCUCCGGCGUGGCCGAGCCCAUCCUGAGCACGAUCCCGCUAGACCCGUUCCUGACGUUGGGCCUGAUGACGUUUGGGUUUGCGACGCUGGGCUGGCUGGCCGGGCCGAGCGUGGGCAACGUCGUGUUUUACGCGUGGAAGCGGCCGUACAAGGCGCAGAUGACGCUCAAGGAGACGCAGUUCUUUGCACGCAUCAAGCGCAACCGCGUGGACCCGACGGCGUCGUCGGCCGGCAACCCCGUGCCCGAUUUCUACGGCGAGAAGAUUUCGAGCGUGGCCGGCUACCGGCAGUGGCUCAAGGACCAGCGGGCCUUUAACAAGAAGCGGACAACGUUUGUUUGA
Messenger RNA from Sporothrix schenckii 1099-18, 939 nucleotides. RefSeq names its product presequence translocase-associated motor subunit Pam17. Lineage: Eukaryota; Fungi; Ascomycota; Sordariomycetes; Ophiostomatales; Ophiostomataceae. The coding region runs from base 1 to 939 and encodes 312 amino acids. The transcript has a single exon. Gene Ontology annotation, cellular component: PAM complex, Tim23 associated import motor. Gene Ontology annotation, biological process: protein import into mitochondrial matrix. The record is from RefSeq and is a predicted model, not a curated record.